AAUGAUCCGAUUCUUCGACGAAAGGGACGAAGAACAAAGGUUGAAUUCAAAUCUCUCUCUCUCUCUCCUCUUCUCGUCUCUUCUCUCUCGCGUGAGAGCAGGCGCUGAAUUUUCCAGAUCUCAUCGUUCAAUUCAAACUCAAAGCUAGGGAGCGAGAGAGAUAUCAGAGGGAGAGAGAAUCGUUCGGAGAAGAAGAAGAAGACGACGCCGGAGCUGAAACAAUGAUUACGAUCCCAUACCUUACAGCUGUAUCAACGUAUUUCAGCUACGGCUUGCUCUUCGCCUUUGGCCAGCUUCGCGAUUACUCUCGCCUUAUCUUCGAUUGGUGGCGCACCAACAAUCUCCAGGGAUACGCACCGAUCUGCUUGGCGCAUGAGGAUUUCUACAUCAGACGAUUGUAUCAUCGUAUUCAGGACUGUUUUGGACGUCCUAUAUCAAGUGCACCUGAUGCCUGGGUUGAUGUGGUUGAGAGAGUCUCUGACGACAACAAUAAGACGCUUAAGCGAACAACAAAGACUAGCAGGUGCCUUAAUCUGGGGUCCUACAAUUAUCUUGGAUUUGGUUCUUUUGAUGAAUAUUGCACGCCUCGUGUUAUCGAGUCUUUGAAGAAAUUUUCAGCUAGUACAUGUAGCUCUCGUGUUGAUGCAGGAACUACAUCUGUGCAUGCAGAACUUGAGGAAUGUGUUGCUAAAUAUGUGGGACAACCUGCUGCUGUUGUCUUUGGCAUGGGUUAUGCAACAAACUCGGCUAUCAUUCCUGUCUUGAUUGGAAAGGGAGGGUUGAUAAUUAGCGAUUCUUUGAACCAUACUUCAAUUGUCAAUGGUGCUCGAGGUUCUGGAGCCACUAUCCGUGUUUUCCAACACAACACACCUGCUCAUUUGGAAAAAGUAUUGAAAGAACAAAUCGCUGAGGGACAACCGAGGACACACAGACCGUGGAAGAAAAUUAUUGUUGUUGUUGAGGGUAUCUACAGCAUGGAAGGGGAAAUUUGUCAUCUGCCCGAGAUUGUCUCAAUUUGCAAGAAGUAUAAGGCAUAUGUUUACUUGGACGAAGCUCACAGCAUUGGAGCAAUUGGCAAGACAGGAAGGGGUGUUUGUGAACUCCUGGGAGUUGACACUGCUGAUGUAGACAUAAUGAUGGGAACUUUCACAAAAUCUUUCGGGUCUUGCGGUGGCUAUAUUGCCGGAUCCAAGGACCUCAUCCAAUAUUUGAAGUACCAUUGCCCUGCUCACCUGUACGCAACUUCAAUUUCAACUCCCUCCGCACAGCAAAUCAUAUCGGCCAUAAAAGUUAUCCUUGGAGAGGACGGUUCAAACAGAGGUGCACAAAAAUUAGCUAGAAUAAGGGAGAACAGUAACUUUUUCAGGGCUGAGUUGCAGAAGAUGGGGUUUGAGGUUCUUGGUGACAAUGAUUCCCCAGUCAUGCCAAUAAUGCUUUACAAUCCAGCAAAAAUCCCAGCCUUCUCAAGGGAAUGUUUGCGAGAAAACUUGGCAGUUGUGGUCGUCGGUUUCCCUGCUACACCUCUAUUGCUAGCCAGAGCUCGUAUUUGCAUAUCAGCAUCUCACUCAAGAGAAGAUCUCAUUAAAGCCCUACAGGUUAUAAGCAAAGCUGGUGACCUUACCGGGAUCAAAUAUUUUCCGGCAGCUCCAAAGAAGCAAGACCAAGACAAAAAUGGGAUAAAAUUGGAUUAAAACAGUAAUGCAUCAGUUUCUUUCCGGAAGAGGUUUGACUAGCAAUCAAUUAUAGCGUAUUAGCGUACAAUUUCAUGGCUGUCUGUCUUUGUUUUGUCGUCCUCUUACUUGUUUGUGAAACAUGUGAUUGUUGUCUUCUUCCUUAUUCCUGUUUUCUUUUGGUUUUGUAAGAGUUAAUUGUAUAGUUUCCCUCUUAAAUUGUUGCCCAAAAUUACAGAUGCUAUCGAAGACAUUUGUGCUUCUGCUUCA
This is a messenger RNA of Capsella rubella, 1940 nucleotides long. Its product is annotated as long chain base biosynthesis protein 2b. The transcript has 12 exons. Gene Ontology annotation, biological process: sphingosine biosynthetic process; ceramide biosynthetic process. Bases 222 to 1691 code for a protein of 489 amino acids. Gene Ontology annotation, cellular component: serine palmitoyltransferase complex. NCBI's taxonomy places the organism in Eukaryota, Viridiplantae, Streptophyta, Magnoliopsida, Brassicales, Brassicaceae. Gene Ontology annotation, molecular function: serine C-palmitoyltransferase activity; pyridoxal phosphate binding. The record is from RefSeq and is a predicted model, not a curated record.